AUGUCUGAUAACGGAUCGCCCCCGAAGCCAGAAGGCCCUGCUCAGACCGAGCAUCUCAAUAUCAAAGUUACGGAUAACAACAAUGAGGUCUUCUUCAAGAUUAAGCGCACUACCCAACUCAAAAAACUUAUGGAAGCGUUCUGCGAUCGUCAAGGCAAAUCGCCACAGAGUGUGCGUUUCCUUUACGACGGUCAGCGUGUGCAGGGUACCGACGAUCCAGAGACUCUUGAUAUGCAAGACGGCGAUACUCUUGAGGUGCAUCAGGAGCAAAUCGGAGGUUGA
Pseudovirgaria hyperparasitica is the source of this 282-nucleotide messenger RNA. Its product is annotated as ubiquitin-like protein. Gene Ontology annotation, biological process: protein sumoylation. Lineage: Eukaryota; Fungi; Ascomycota; Dothideomycetes; Acrospermales; Acrospermaceae. Gene Ontology annotation, cellular component: nucleus; septin ring. The transcript has 2 exons. The record is from RefSeq and is a predicted model, not a curated record. The coding region runs from base 1 to 282 and encodes 93 amino acids. Gene Ontology annotation, molecular function: ubiquitin-like protein ligase binding; protein tag activity.